This is a messenger RNA of Nymphaea colorata (pocket water lily), 1521 nucleotides long. RefSeq lists its product as uncharacterized. Gene Ontology annotation, biological process: cilium movement. Gene Ontology annotation, cellular component: microtubule cytoskeleton. Lineage: Eukaryota; Viridiplantae; Streptophyta; Magnoliopsida; Nymphaeales; Nymphaeaceae. Gene Ontology annotation, molecular function: microtubule binding. The record is from RefSeq and is a predicted model, not a curated record.
AUGAGCAAGGCAGUGCUUCAACCAUUUGAACAGUCAAAGGCACGAGUCACCUUCGUGCAGACCGUGGCAGAGCUCGCCACGCGUCCUCAGAACAUCGAGGCGCUCCAGUCUGCAGGCGUGAUGAGCUUGCUGCGUCCUCUCCUCCUCGACAAUGUUCCCUCCAUCUCCCAAAGUGCAGCUCUGGCCCUCGGUCGUCUCGCCAACAUGAAUGAGGAGCUCGCCGAGAGUGUGGUCAACAACGAGAUCCUUCCCCAGCUCGUCAUGUCCCUCAACGAACAGAAUAUCUUUCUUUCUAUUUAGCGCUUCUACAAGAAAGCUGCUGCUUUUGUCCUCAGAGCUGUGGCGAAACACUCCACCCAACUCGCGAAGGCUGUGGUGGACUCUGGCGCUUUGGAAGCACUGGUUGUGUGCCUAGAGGAGUUUGACCCAACCGUCAAGGAAGCUGCAGCUUGGGCGCUCUCUUACAUCGCCAAACACACGCCCGAGUUGGCCAUGUCCGUUGUGGAGGUCGGCGCAGUUCCACUCUUGGUGCUUUGCGUGCAAGAGCCAGAGCCCACCUUAAAGAGGAUUGCUGCUUCAGCUUUAAGCGAAAUCUGCAAGCACUCAGCUGAGUUGGCUCAGUUUGUGGUGGAUGCUGGAGCAGUGCCCUUCUUGGCUCAGUUGAUCAACCAUCAAGAUGCUCAACUCAAGAGACAGGUCUGCUCUUGUCUCGCUAACAUCUCUCGCCACACCAUCGAUCUUGCUGAAAUCGUGGUCGACAACGACAUCUUCCCUAAGAUCCUCUACAGACUCAAGGACAAUGACAACUUGGUGAGGAAAUAUGCUGCCAUCUGCAUCCGAGAAAUCGCCAAACAGAGCUUGGAUCUUUCCAAACUGAUCUGCAACUCAGGAGGAGCGGUUGCCAUCGUUGACUUCAUCUCUGAGGCCAAGGGAGAAGCACUUCCCGGCAUCAUCACUCUCGGAUAUAUCUCUGCCUUCGACGAGACUCUAGCCAUGGGAGUUAUUCAAGCUAAAGGAAUCAAUCCUCUCAGAGACGCCCUUAAAAACGAAAAUGAAAGCGUAAGAGCAGCCGCUGCCUGGAGUUUGGGUCAAAUGGGUGGUCAUACUCCUGAUCACGCCAAGGCACUAGCUGAGCAGGACAUUCCAAGGCUUCUACUUGACCUUUAUCGCGACUCUAGCAGUUCUGAGGAUUUGAAGAAGAAAGCAAAGAAGGCACUAAAGAGCAUCCUGCAGAUGUGUUCCCACCUGAGCGCCCUUGAAUCCCUUAUCGAGAACUGUCCCACUGAAAUCCUCCACUACGUGCUGCACCAGUUCGCCAAGACCCUUCCUAACGACCCUGCUGCCAAGAAGUCCUUCAUCCAGAAGGGCGGCCUCAAGAAGAUCCAGGAGAUUAAGACGGAGCCAGGAGACAAGCUGAAGCAAUACAUCGACGAAAUCAACGCCCUUUACCCGCUGGAAAUCGUGCAGUUCUAUUCUCCCGGUUACGAGCAGACCCUGCUUAAGAAACUGGAAGACGAGUGA